CUCUCCUCAGUCUGGCUCAUCAGCUGCGAGGCGGUCGAUCAAUCCGCCCGGGACAGAAACUAGCCGACCUCUCCGAGCAAAACUUAAGUUCUGCGGUCGCUGCCUCUUUGAAACUCUGCUUUUAUAACUAGCCCUUCUCAUCUCUCCCUUGAAAUCCGUGCUCCUGCACAAAAUGACUGGUGGCCCACUGACAGGGUUGCUGGUCGCGCUGUGCCUCAGCAGCGCAGUCCGCGGCUUGCCGAACAAAAGCAAAAGGCAAACUGGCCAACAUCAGGUGUAUCCCGAGCUCCGCGACUCAGCGGCCCUUGCUCCAGACGGCUGUGAAGAAAACGGUCGCUUCUACAGACUGAACGAACAGUGGGAGAAAUUAUACCUUGGUAAUACACUGGUUUGCACCUGCAAUGGAGCGGCAGGCACCAAAUGCAAAACUAAGGUUGAAGCUGAGUCCUGUUAUGACAAGUACAAUGAACGGACAUACCAGGUCGGUGAAACCUAUGAGAGACCAAAGGAAGGGAUGAUGUGGGACUGCACUUGCAUCGGUUCUGGUCGGGGCAAGAUUAGCUGUACCAUCGCAAAUCGCUGCCAUGAAGGUGGGAGGUCUUAUAAAAUCGGGGACACUUGGCAGAGGCCUCAUGACACCGCUGACUACAUGCUGGAGUGUGUGUGUCUUGGAAAUGGGAAAGGAGAGUGGACCUGCAAACCUGUGGCUGAGCGUUGCUACGACAACAAUGCUGCAUCAUCUUACGUCGUGGGAGAGACCUGGGAGAAACCAUACCAAGGCUGGAUGAUGCUAGACUGUACCUGUCUGGGAGAGGGAAAUGGACGCAUCACAUGCACCUCAAGGAAUCGUUGCAACGACCAGGAGACCAGAAGGUCCUACCGUAUCGGAGACACGUGGACGAAGACUGACACAAGUGGACACAUCCUGCAGUGUCUGUGCUUAGGAAAUGGCCGUGGAGAGUCGAAGUGCGAAGGACACAACGCAGGCCGAGCCACAGGUGCUGUCGUGUUGACCCCCACCCACACCGUGUCUCACAAGCAGAUUCAGCCCACCGCCGAGGGAACCUGUCGCACAGACUCUGGAGCCACCUACUAUGACGGACAGCGCUGGAUAAGGAGCCAGGGCAGCACGCAGAUGCUCUGUACCUGUCUGGGCAACGGUGUCAGCUGUCAGGAAUGGGAAGCCAGGAGCCUGGUGUAUGGUGGUAACUCUAAUGGCCAGCAGUGUGCGUUCCCCUUCGUCUUCAUGGGGAAGACCUACUACUCCUGCACCUCAGAUGGACGCACAGAUGGGCAGCUCUGGUGCUCUACAACCCAAGAUUAUGAGAGAGACAAGCAGUACUCUUUCUGUACUGAGAGGAAUGCCAUUGUGCCAACACGAGGUGGAAACUCCAAUGGCGCCCUGUGCCACUUCCCCUUCCUCUACGGCGGCCGGAACUACACUGACUGCACCUCCGAUGGGCGCCGUGAUAGCAUGAGGUGGUGUGGUACCACGCACGACUACGACACAGAGCGGCGCUUCGGAUUCUGCCCCAUGGCUGCCCAUGAGGAGGUAUGUACCACCAAUGAUGGAGCGAUGCACCGUAUAGGAGACAAGUGGGACAAACGCCACGAUGUCUUGGGUCACAUGAUGGAGUGCACGUGCCUGGGUAACGGCCGUGGGGAGUGGAGCUGUAUUGCUCACUCACAGCUGCGAGAUCAGUGUAUUGUUGAUGGCGUGACCCAUGAAGUAAACCAGGAGUUCUCCAAGCGCCACGACGAAGGCUACAUGAUGAACUGCACCUGCUACGGACAGGGACGUGGACGCUGGAAGUGUGACGCUAUCGAUCAGUGUCAGGAGCCGCAAACCAGGGCAUUCCAUCAGAUUGGAGAGGUAUGGGAUAAAGUCAUCCAUGGCAUCAGCUACCGCUGUUAUUGCUAUGGCAACGGGAUUGGAGAGCUGAGAUGUGAACCUCAACAGACCUACCACGACGGCAACAGACCCGUCCAGGUGAUCAUCACAGAGGCAGGAAAACAGCCAGACUCCCACCCCAUUCAGUGGAACGCCCCUUCAUCUGCUCACAUUACCCAGUACAUCCUCAAAUGGAGAAUUAAAAAUACCCGAGCCCCCUGGAGGGAGGCCACCAUCCCCGGCCACCUCAACUCCUACACCAUCAGUGGGCUGCGUCCAGGCCUCACGUAUGAGGGUCAGCUGAUCAGCAUCCUGCGCUACGGUCGCCGCGAGAUCACACGCUUUGAUUUCACCACUGUCCAGGGUUCUUUGGAGACAUCGGAGGGAGAGACGACCCCGCCUCGUCCAGUGGUGGACACUUCUGAGUCGGUGACAGAAAUCACCUCAAACAGCUUCGUCGUGUCCUGGACAUCCGCCUCAUCUACCAUCUCUGGCUUCAGGGUGGAGUAUGAGCUCAGUGAGGAGGGGGCCAAGCCGAAAGUCCUGGAUGUUCCCAUCACAACCAACUCUAUCACCAUCUCUGAUCUCCUGCCUGGACGCAGAUACAACGUCAACGUCUACGAGCUCCCAGAUCAGGGACAGCCAAACCUCAUCCUGACUACCUCACAGACUACAGCUCCUGACACACCAGCUCAGCCUGCUGUCAGUGACGUGGGAGAGACCUCCAUUCAAAUCAGCUGGUCCAGACCUCAGGCUCCUAUUACUGGUUACCGUGUGGUGUACACGCCGUCAGUGGAAGGCAGCAGCACUGAGCUGAACCUGCCAGACUCUGAGACCUCAGUCACCCUGGUUGACCUUCACCCUGGUCUGGUCUACAACAUAAGCAUCUAUGCCGUAGAGGAGGAUCAGGAGAGUGAGCCUGUUUUUCUACAGGUCAACACCGCUGGAUCUCCUCAACCUGAGGAGGUCCCGGCACCCACAGACCUGCAGUUCUACAAGGUUUCAGAUGUGAAGAUCUCCAUCACCUGGACCGGUCCCCCCAGCGAGGUGACUGGUUACAAGGUCAUCUUCUCCCCUGUUGGCCCUGACGGCAUUGAAACGAGGCCCCUUCAGCUGCCCACCUCACCCAACGCAUAUGCUGAUAUCACUCACUUGCAGCCGGGUACACUCUACCGUUUCUACAUCUACGCCACCAAUGGUGGACUGGACAGCAAGCCGCUUGUGGGAGAAAAGUCUACCAAACCUGAUUCGCCCAACAAUGUGCAAUUCACUGACAUCGGCCCCGACAGUGCGUUGGUCACCUGGGAGGUUCCCCGUGCCAUCGUCAGUGGCUACCGUCUCUUCCUGAGCAUCGAGGGCUCUAGCCCCAUCGAGAAGAGGAUCCCAGGCAGGGUCACCCAGUUCCCUCUGAGGAAUCUGCGACCAGAUACCAAGUACACUGCCACCCUGCAUUCUGAGCUGGACAAUGAGCUCAGCGAAGGCAUCACUAAAUAUUUUACUACCGCGCCCCAGAUGGGAAAUGCUCCAACUUUCAGCACUGAGGUCACUGAUACCUCUAUCAUCAUCACCUGGAUACCUGUCCGCAGGUUCGGCUACAAGCUGUCUGUGCUCCCCAGCCAGGAAGGCGAGUCUCCCAGAGAAGAGACCUCUGACUCUGGACGUAUUCAUAUUCCAGAUCUGAUUUCUGGAAAUCAGUACACCUACAGCGUUCAGCCCAUCUUCAAUGGACGCAACCGUGGAAACCCCAUCACCCGCACAGUUGUCACUUCUGUGUCUCCUCCCACUGACCUCAGACUGGAGUCCAACCCCAACACAGGAGAUCUCAAUGUCCACUGGGUAGCCUCCAAAACACCAGGCAUCACAGGCUACAGAGUGACAAGCACGCCAACCAACGGCCAGCGAGGAAACUCCCUUGAGGAGCAUGUCAGACCUGAUCAAACCUCAAUCAUCCUAGAGAACUUGAAUCUCGGGGUGGAGUACAACGUCAGUGUCUUCACUACUAAGGGCCAUUUGGAAAGUGUGCCUGUGUCCACUAUUGUCACACCAGACAUCCCCAAACCAAGUCAUAUUGACUUUGUCAACAUUACUGACACCACCAUUGGCCUGCGCUGGAUCCCUCAGAACUAUACUACCAUCACUGCUUACCGGAUAACGGUAGUAACGUCAGGCGAGAGCUUGCCAAUUUUUCAAGAUAUGGUGGAAGCAUCUGUUGGUUAUUACACAAUUCCUGGUUUGGAGCCGGGCGUGGACUAUGACAUCAGUAUCUUCACUGUUACAGAGGAGGGGGAAAGCGAGCCGACCACAUACACAAAGCAAACACAAGCUGCCAUUCCAUCUCCCACCAACUUGCAAUUUGGAGGGGUGGGUCCUGACCACAUUAGGGUGACCUGGACAGUCCCCCAUGUUGCCACACCUAGCGACAUCUCUCGGUUUGUCAUCCGUUACCACCCUGUAGCCACAGAUGAUGACAUUAAGGAGGUUAAUGUUGGCGGAGCCACCAACACCUUCCUGCUGCAGAACCUGCUGCCCAACACUGAGUACCGUAUCAGCGUUGUGUGUGUGUAUGGUGAACGAGAAAGUAAACCAGCCACAGGCACUCAGAAGACAACUCUCGACUCCCCCACUGGCUUGGACUUCUCCGACAUUCGCACCAACUCCUUCACUGUUCACUGGAUAGCUCCAACUGCUGCUAUCACCGGCUACCGCAUCCGCUAUCAGAAGACGAGCGGCGGGCGGACCAAGGAUGAGAGGCUGCCCCCAACCAGGAACCACUUCACUUUGACUGGACUGACACCAGAGACAGAGUACCUGAUAUAUGUGUAUGCCGUCAGCAACAAGCAGGAGAGUCUGCCUCUGACUGGCACACAGGCCACCAUCUCUGAUGCUCCCACUGAUCUGGAGGUAACAUCUUCCACCCCCACCACUAUCACCAUUCGCUGGGAUGCUCCCUCUGUCACAGUAAGGAACUACAGGAUCACCUACGGAGGGACAGGUGGCGAGACUCCUCAAGAGUUCACAAUCCCAGGCUCUCAGACCACCGCCACCAUUACUGGUCUGAAACCUGGUACUGACUACAUCAUCACAGUCUAUGCUGUUACCGGACGAGGGGACAGCCCUGCCUCCAACACCGCCGUCCACAUCACACACAAGACCGAUAACGAGCCCCCCACUGACAUGAAACUGACUGAUGUGAGUGACAAUGCCAUCACAGUGCGCUGGUCUCCUGCUCAGGGACCAAUCAAAGGUUAUAGAAUCACCAGUGUACCCAAGAACGGCGUGGGACCCUCCUACUCUGAGGUGGUGGCCCCUGAUAAGACAGAGAUGACGUUCACGGGUCUGAUGCCCACCGUAGAGUAUGUUGUGAGUGUCUAUACCCUGGGCAAUGACGGACAACCCUCUUCACCUGUGGUGGAGAAGGCUAUGACUGCUAUGGAUCGUCCCAAGGACCUUACCUUCUCUGACAUCGACUCCACCUCCAUGCGCAUCACUUGGGAAAGUCCUGACGGCACGGUGACAUCGUACCGUGUCCUGUACUCCAGCCCAGAGGAAGGCGAGAGGGAGCUGCGCCCAGCACCCAGAGGUGACCAGGACAGCGUGGUGCUGAGAGGCCUUCGGCCCGGGACAGAGUACACUGUUAAAGUCAUCGCCCUCCACGGCCGCACACCCAGCACACCUUUGGUGGGAACCCAGGCCACAGUAAUCCCUGCUCCGACCAACCUGGUGAUCUCAGAUGUCAGUCCCUCUGCCUUCACCGUGUCAUGGAAAGCCCCCAGUGCACGCCUGACAGGCUACCGUGUGGUCAUCAUCCCCAAGAACAUCAACAGCCCCGCCAAAGAGAUGAAUGUUGCUCCGGACACCACACGUGUCGUCGUACCAGGGCUCAUGGUGGCAACCACAUAUCAGAUACAAGUCUACGCUCUGAAGAACUCUGUCACCAGUCGACCACUGGAGGGAGAGACGACCACACUGCAAGAUGUGAGUCCUCCUCGUCGUGUGCGUAUCUCCGAAGUGAAGGAUAAUUCUGUCACACUGAACUGGCGCACCAAGACAGAAACGAUUACUGGUUUCCUCAUCGAUGCCACGCCCGUCAAUGGCUUGUACCCCACUGUCAGCGAGACCCUCCCAGGAGAAACACGCACCUACACUCUCACAGGUCUUCAACCAGGCACCAUUUACUCCGUUAACCUGUAUACUCUGAAUGGCAAUACAAAAAGCGCUCCAUUUAAACUCAUGGUUCAAACAGCUCAACCAGUGGUCCAGGCUCCCACGGGCUUCCAGUUCCAAUCUUUGACCCCCACCUCCAUCUAUUUCACGUGGCAGCCACCUCCCACACAGAUCACAGGAUACUACAUCACCUACGAGGAGUUAGGACGACCACCACGGGAGCUCACCCCACAACCCCACGCCGGCCAAAACUACGCCACCAUAUCCGGCCUGAAACCAGCCACAGAGUACAUUAUCAAGAUCAUUGCCAUCCAGAACACACAGAGGAGCACACCUCUGGUGGGAAGAACUAGGACUCAACCAGACUCCUUGCUUCCCCUGCCUCUGCCCAGCCGCCCUGGAGGUGUUGGUGACAGGCUGGAUGUGCCUGAAACCCACACCGACAACACAGUCCAAGUAGUGGGCACCAAUGGCCAGGAUGGGCUUGGUGGUCAGAGCCAGCACGUGGAGUACACAGAGUACAACAACAAUGGAGACAACAGAUAUAAUGGGAACAGUGGCAGGCCACAGUCUCCCUAUGGGCAAGUCCGUGAGCCCCUGGUGUUUUUGCCCCUUCCUGAUGCAGAGGGCCGCAGAUUGCCCAUAGUGAAGCUGAAUGUGCCUUUCGGCUCUACGUUUGGUAACGAGACAGGACUGCCACAGGAGGCCCAAACUCAGACCACCCUCUCCUGGAAGCCUUACCAGCAGGGCAAUGGCUACCUGGUGUCCUGCUAUCCUAUCACACACUUAAAUGAGAAGAUGUUCCAGGUCAACCUGCCAGACACAGUCAACUCUGCUACCCUGAUAGGACUCACCCCCGGAGCGAACUAUAAUGUGAUCGUGGAGGCUCUGGCGGGGGCGGUCAAACACAAGAUUCUGGAGCAGGUCGUUACUGCCGGAAACACAAUCCCAGAGGGAGUGCCCUCCACUAAGGACUCAUGUUAUGAUGCUUUCACUGCAACCCACCAUGAGGUUGGUGCUGAAUGGGAGCGGAUGUCUGAGACAGGCUUCAAGCUGUGGUGCACGUGCCUGGGCCUGGGAAGUGGCCACUUCAGAUGUGAUUCAUCUAAGUGGUGCCAUGACAACGGCAAGAACUAUCGCGUGGGAGAGAAGUGGGACCGCAGCGCAGAAAACGGUCACUUAAUGAGCUGCACUUGCUUGGGAAAUGGCAAAGGAGAGUUCAAGUGUGAACCACAUGAAGCAGUGUGCUAUGACAAUGGAAAAACCUACCAGGUGGGCAACCAGUGGCAGAAGGAGUACCUGGGCGCUAUCUGCUCCUGCACAUGCUUUGGAGGACAACAGGGCUGGCGAUGUGAGAACUGCCGCAAACCAGGUGCUGAUGUUGAUGCCAGCCUGCUGCAGCCAGUUAGAUAUGGAGACAACACACUACGCAAAAUAAAUAUUCAUUGCCCCAUUGAGUGCCUCCGACCCGACCUGCUGGCGGACGCAAUUGCUCCUCAAAAUCCUCGGGAAUAAAAGGAUCCGUCAUCUGACAUCUGCUUUGCUCCCUCACCGUCCAAUCGCUGCACUGUCUCACCCCGUAGAAGCCACGCUGUCUGUGACUGAACUGAACCAACUGCCCUAUCACUUUCUGACACGUUUAGCUGAAGAUGUUACACUGCCUUGCUGCCUGAGCAAUCCUGACCCUUUUCUAGUCUUUUCACUGUUGACUGUCAAAGUCUCUCAAUUCUUGCUCUAUUGGAAAAUGAAGACUCUAGAUACAAUUUUCUUUUUUGUGUAACAUUUCCUUGUGUAUAAGCCUUAAUGGAAGAUAUUUAGGGCUUGUCACCAGUCAAAUUUAUAUACUUGUCAAACUGGCCUUACUUUUCCAUUUAAAAAUUCAGAAAGAUUUCCUAAUCAAAGAGCAGAAACUGUCAGAAAGUAAGCACUGUGUUAAAGAAUGUCAAUGUAGUUAUUAACAAUGUUUAAUUGUCCAUGAAAAUGUGCUUCUCUUUUCCUGUAGCCCUUCUUUUGUUCCUGAGGGGUCGCACUGUGUGUGAUUGACACAUUCUGAAGUCUAAUGUCUUUCUACUAAUUUAUCCCUUUAAUCUCAACGUGUGAAUGUGUGAACUGGGAUGUGAGAAUUUGAACCGUUCUAUUUUUGUACUUUGUUGUCGGUGCCAAAGUUGUUUCUACCUUUUGACAAAAAGAAGUCCCUUAUUUUAAUAAAGCUGGAGAAAUCCUGAGAUCUAA
Xiphias gladius (swordfish) is the source of this 8287-nucleotide messenger RNA. RefSeq names its product fibronectin 1b (gene fn1b). The coding region runs from base 173 to 7570 and encodes 2465 amino acids. Gene Ontology annotation, cellular component: extracellular region. Lineage: Eukaryota; Metazoa; Chordata; Actinopteri; Istiophoriformes; Xiphiidae. The record is from RefSeq and is a predicted model, not a curated record. Gene Ontology annotation, biological process: nervous system development; heart development; cell-substrate junction assembly. Gene Ontology annotation, molecular function: integrin binding; proteoglycan binding. The transcript has 46 exons.